UUUGAUUGUUCCGAAUAAACAGAACACUUUUUUGAAUCAUUUUAUUAGCAUAGAAAUAAUGACAGUGUUAUAAUGGAUCAAUUUUUAAUUGAAUUAUCAGAAGCCAAGGAAACACAAGCAUCUUCCGAUGUCGAUGCAAAGACAAUAAAAUGUACUAAUUGCACCGACGAUGCACCGGCUACAUCAUCGUGUGUCGAAUGUGCUGAGUACAUUUGCGAAAGUUGUGUUCAGGCACAUCAACGCUUGAAAUUUACAAGGAACCACACAAUUAACACGAAAGAGGAAGCAUUAAUUGAUGAUAAAACUACAACGAAUGAUGAAAAAAUGCUCAUGUGUCACGUUCAUCCACAGGAAAAAUUGUCACUUUUCUGUGAAACUUGUGACAUAUCAACGUGCCGCGAUUGCCAGUUAGUCGACCACAGAUACCAUAAAUAUAAAGACGCCAACGAAACACGUGCCACUCUAAAAUUAUUAUUGAAUGAACUCACAUAUAAACGUGAUCUGCUGAACAGCGAAAUAAAGGCUAUUGAUGAGCGUGAAAAAUUGAUAGCUGAUGGAAAAGAGAAAUUGGUCACCAAAAUCACUAAUAUGGUUGUUCGAAUAACGAAUACGGUUUAUAUGCGAGGAAAACAACUUGAAAUGCGUUUGAGUGAAGUAUGCGAUGGAGAAUCAUUGGAUCAAUGUAAUGAUAGAAGUUGUUAAAAUUAUAUUUUUCUUGUCAAGAAAUUCAAUAAUAUUUCCUCUGUUGUAGUACAUUUUAGGAAACAAAAGGUAGUUAUUCGACUGAAUUUUGAAGCUAACAUUUAAGCGCUUUUUAUAUUAUGUCGAUUUAAUAAACAUUUAUUUUGCUAAA
Molecule: messenger RNA, 853 nt
Organism: Contarinia nasturtii (swede midge)
Lineage: Eukaryota; Metazoa; Arthropoda; Insecta; Diptera; Cecidomyiidae
Product: E3 ubiquitin-protein ligase TRIM33-like
Exons: 5
Coding region: 73-702 (209 amino acids)
Biological process (GO): positive regulation of DNA-templated transcription
Cellular component (GO): nucleoplasm; chromatin
Molecular function (GO): zinc ion binding; ubiquitin-protein transferase activity
Source: RefSeq, a predicted model, not a curated record